This is a messenger RNA of Paramormyrops kingsleyae, 1373 nucleotides long. Its product is annotated as CCN family member 1-like. Gene Ontology annotation, cellular component: extracellular region. Gene Ontology annotation, biological process: positive regulation of cell migration; signal transduction; positive regulation of cell differentiation. NCBI's taxonomy places the organism in Eukaryota, Metazoa, Chordata, Actinopteri, Osteoglossiformes, Mormyridae. The record is from RefSeq and is a predicted model, not a curated record. Gene Ontology annotation, molecular function: integrin binding; heparin binding.
AGAGGACUGAUUUCUCAAUGAAGCGGAGCGGAGAGCCGCUGAGAGUGGCGGGGGAGGCAGGGUGCGGGACAGACGUAGGACUCAGUGCACUGACACGCAAACCCAGGCGGGCUCUGAACACAGACAGGGACUUCACUCCCCCGCGUAUCACGGACUCUGAGGCUUCAGCGACGGUCACAUUCGUUGCCAGGAAACAAGGAGAGCAUGUUUGCCCCCAAGAGCUUGGCACCGGCUUCCCUCCUGACUCUGCUUCCACUUCUCUGCAUCACUGCAGCCACAGUUAACAGCAGCUGCCCCCGAGUGUGCUCCUGCCUUUCAUCACCCCCUAUCUGCCCGCCGGGGGUCAGCCUGGCCACCGACGCAUGCGGCUGCUGCAGGGUCUGCGCCCGCCAGUUCAACCAGGACUGCAGCCCCAGCCAGCCCUGUGACCACAUCAAGGGUCUGCGCUGCCAGAUGGCUGCAAACGGCGACCCAGAUCGGGGGCUCUGCCGGGCUGAUGCGCAGGGCCGGCCAUGCGAGUUCGGCGGGCGCCUCUACCAGCACGGCGAGCAUUUCCAGCCCAGCUGCCAACACCAGUGCAGCUGCAUGGAUGGAGUGCUGGGUUGCAUGCCGCUGUGCCCGCACCGCAUGCCACUGCCGGACCCGCGCUGCGCCAGCCCGCGCCUCCAGCGCCCUGAGGGCCGCUGCUGCGAGGAGUGGGUCUGCGAGGACAGCAACCAUGUGGGUGAGGGUCCCCCGGGGCCCCCGGCUCACCCCAAUGCCAUCAACAGCGCACUGCUGCCACCACCGCCGGACUCCCGCCACCCUGGCGCUGCGGGUACAUUCCAAGAGUGGAAGUCCCGCCCCCGCUCCUUUGUCCAGUCCCUGCAGACCGCCCAGUGCCUGCCGCAGACCACCAAUUGGUCGGAGUGCUCUGCCACUUGUGGGAUGGGCGUGUCCAGCCGUGUGACCAAUAGCAACGCAGAGUGCCAGCUCGUCAGGGAGACACGACUGUGCCAGAUCCGGCCGUGUGACCCGGAGGUCAGACCGCAGCUCAAGAGAGGCAAGAAGUGCCAGCGAACGGUGUGGCCCCGGCAGCCUGUGCGCAUCACGUUCGCGGGCUGCUCCACGGCAAAGUGGUACCGGCCGCGCUCCUGCGGCUCCUGCUCGGACAGCCGCUGCUGCACCCCCUCACUGACGCGCACGGUGCGGCUGCGCUUCCACUGCCCCGACGGCGAGAGCUUCACACACCGCCUCAUGUGGAUCCGCCGCUGCCGCUGCCAGCGACACUGCCCCACCCACGGAAACGCCUCCGGGCCGUCUAUCAGCCUCCACAAUGACGUCCACACCUACGCCCACUGAGGCCUAUUUACCUGCAGCCCCCCCCCCCCCCC